AUGGAAGAGGUGGCCUGGUGGCUCAGAGACACUGAUUACUUUUCACAAAUAACGCUCCCGGCCAGCACUCCCAGUCUGUGCGGCCGAACAGGAGAGUCUCUGUCCCGCGACUUGUGGCGUUGCAGCGAGCGUUGGCGUGCGACGUUCUCUAUUCGUGUGUCGGAGGAUGCGGUGGGGGAGGGGUCAGAGCACCGCUGUGUCUGCGGCGUGUGUGUGUGUGGGAGGCUUGCGAGCUUCAUCAAAGGACUUCUCGCCAGGAAGCGCGGCUCUGUCAGCAUCCAGAGUCAGGUGGGGUCCGCUGUCCUUGUCAACCUUCUCCACGCUGCCCUGGCCUGCGAAAUCUCUCGUUCCGCUCCUCGGGCCACCAAGUCCAAUCUACUUCACGACAGAAAAUCAAGAUACUUUGGCUUGCGAAACGUCGUUGGAGAGAGCGAUGUUGAAACAAUUACAUCAUGGAAGAGGAGAGAAUGUAAACGAGAAGAAAUACAAUCUCACAGUCCUUGUGGCAGGAGCUGCCAAAAACAAGGGGGGAAAGGCAAACAUCCUAUGCAGGUGAGCCUGUGGGCCUUUGUGACGCACGGAGCCUCAUCACUGCCGCCCGCCGCCUCCUCCUCCGCGUGCCCCACCAACACAAGGGAAGGCGACACCACCACCGACCACCACCGACCACCACCAAUGACCUCCACUGAUUAAAAAAAAAUGAACCACACCUCAAACUGCGCUAAAGGCGUCCACUUUUGCACCCCCCCCCAAUAAAGAAAUAAUAAAUUCAUACUAACAAGUCAUAUUGUUCUAGAUUUGAAGCUUUC
Molecule: messenger RNA, 809 nt
Organism: Petromyzon marinus (sea lamprey)
Lineage: Eukaryota; Metazoa; Chordata; Hyperoartia; Petromyzontiformes; Petromyzontidae
Source: RefSeq, a predicted model, not a curated record